Molecule: messenger RNA, 1446 nt
Organism: Linum trigynum
Lineage: Eukaryota; Viridiplantae; Streptophyta; Magnoliopsida; Malpighiales; Linaceae
Source: the annotation of a GenBank genome assembly
AUGAGCAAAAGGUCCAGUUGCUGUGCUAUCUGUGAGAACUCAAAUCGUGCUUCCAUUUGUGCAGUUUGUGUCAAUUACAGGUUGAAUAAUGAAUUUAGCACCCAGUUGAAAUCGUUGAAGAGCCAGCGGGAUUCCUUGUACUCGAGACUAAGUGAAGUCCUAGUGGCAAAGGGAAUGGCAGAUGAUCAGUCAAAUUGGAGAGUACAACACAAGGAGAAGGUGGCAAUUUUGAAGGAGAAGCUUCGUCGUAGAAGAGAACGACUCAACCAAGGUAAGGCCAAGGUUGAGAGGAUGUCAGGCGAGCUAAAGGUCAAGUUUAGUGUCCUAGAUUCAGCUCGUGCGGUGUUAGAGAAGAACCGUUUGGAACAACUUGACAAGUUCUAUCCAAACCUUAUUUGCACUCAGAGUUUAGGCCAUAUGGCUAUUACCACAGAACUACUUCAUAAACAAUCUCUCGUCAUAAAACAGAUAUGCAAGUUGCUACCUCAACGGAAGGUGAAAAUGGAAGGGGAGAGAACUAGUGGUCAAUUUGAUCAAAUCUGCAAUGCUCGCUUACCAAGAGGACUUGAUCCCCACUCUGUACCAUCAGAAGAGCUUGGUGCCUCAUUGGGGUACAUGGUGCAGCUUCUAAAUCUUGUUGUUCGUAACUUGGCUGCCCCUGUUCUUCAUAAUGCUGGUUUUGCGGGCUCUUGCUCUCGAAUAUGGCAGCGAGAUUCUUACUGGAAUGCACGGCCCUCAUCAAGAAGCAACGAGUAUCCUCUUUUUAUACCCCGCCAGAAUUAUUGCUCUAGCAGUGGUGAGAAUUCAGUUACUGAUUCUGAUAGAAGCUCCAGUAACUUUGGUGUUGCCUCAAUAGAGUCAGAAAGAAAGGCGUGUCUUGAUUCUUCCCGAAGUAGUAGCUUCAAUUACUCAUCAGCUUCUCCACAUUCAGUACAAACGCACGAGGACUUGCAAAAAGGCAUUGCACUUCUGAAGAAAAGUGUGGCAUGUAUGACAGCUUAUUGUUAUAACUUGUUGUGCUUAGAAAUUCCUUCUGAAACAUCAACCUUUGAAGCCUUUGCAAGACUGUUGUCAAUGCUGUCUUCUUCAAAGGAUGUCCGGUCAGUUUUCUCCUUACAAAUGGCUUGUUCAAGGUCAGGUAAACAAGCUCAAAAGCUAAAUAAAUCUGUCUGGAACGUAAACUCAGCCUUUUCAUCCAGCGCUUUAAUGGAUAGUCAACAUGCACUGCAUCUCACGAAGAACUUGAAUGAAUAUAACCUCCUAAACUCCUCAACCACCAGUUUUCUAUAUGGGCCUACCGAUAUGCCAGAGGUGGGGAAAUAUGAAGGGCUUAUUGAUGGAUGGGAUCUGGUGGAACACCCUAAGUUUCCUCCGCCGCCUUCACAUACUGAAGACGUCGAGCAUUGGACUCGCGCCAUGUUUAUCGAUGCUACGAAGAAGAAAUAA